CGCGCACCUGAGGCGAGGCGCACGUCCACUCCACGCACACCGACCGAGGACCAUGGAGAGCGCCGGCAACAGUUCCGAGGCUCCUCUCAGGAGCCCCUUGUUCUACAACAGCAGCUUUUGCCCGAACCUGACCGACAACAACGCGAGCCUGGCGGAGCCGCCGUGCGGCGCGACCCGCGGGCUGCCCGGCAGCCUGGACGACGACGCCAACCCGGUCCUCAUCGCCAUAGUCAUCACCGCGCUGUACUCCAUGGUGUGCAUGGUGGGCUUGGUGGGGAACGUGCUGGUCAUGUUCAUCAUCGUCAGGUACACCAAAAUGAAGACGGCCACCAACAUCUACAUCUUCAACCUCGCUCUGGCAGACGCCUUGGUCACCAGCACACUUCCGUUCCAGAGUGUCAACUACUUGAUGGGGACCUGGCCGUUCGGUGACAUGCUGUGCAAGAUGGUGAUGUCCAUCGACUACUACAACAUGUUCACCUCCAUCUUCACUCUCACCACCAUGAGCAUCGACCGCUACGUCGCUGUGUGCCACCCCGUCAAAGCGCUGGACUUCAGGACUCCAAGGAAUGCUAAGAUUGUCAACAUCUGCAACUGGAUCCUGUCCUCGGCCAUCGGGCUGCCUGUCAUGUUCAUGGCCUCCACUGUCGUCACUCACUCCAACAUUGUUGACUGCAAGCUGAUUUUCCCCCACCCCUCCUGGUAUUGGGACACCCUGCUGAAGAUCUGCGUGUUCAUCUUUGCCUUCAUCAUGCCUGUCCUCAUCAUCACCAUCUGCUACGGUCUCAUGAUCCUGCGGCUCAAGAGCGUGCGAAUGCUUUCAGGCACCCAGGAGAAGGACAAGAACCUGCGUCGUAUCACUCGCAUGGUUCUGGUGGUGGUCGCCGUCUUCAUCGUCUGCUGGACCCCCAUCCACGUCUUUGUCAUCAUCACAGCUCUGAUUAACAUCCCCAGCUCCACGCUGCAGACCAUCACCUGGCAUUUCUGCAUCGCUCUGGGCUACACUAACAGUAGUCUGAACCCUGUUCUCUACGGUUACCUGGACGAGAACUUCAAGCGUUGUUUCCGUGAGUUCUGCCACCCGAAUCCCUCGGUGGAGGAGAUGCAGAACUCAUACAGAACCGGAGCCGCCAAUCGCAAGCAAGCUCAGCACGAAAUCAACAGUGCAAACACAGGCGAGAGGUCCAACCAGCAGGUAGACAGGACUGUGUGUCCACGUACAAGUACAUCUACUGUAUCUGUUAUGGUAUGACUAGCCUUGGAGGGGUCGUCGGUGGACUCUGGCUGUUGUGGAGGGGUUACCAACGAUGACCUCAGUUCUGAAGUCACGCAGGUCACCACAGGGCUUUAGUCACAUGCACACACGCACGCACACGCAACGAAUCCAGGACGCGACUGGGACGGAAGAGCACGGACUACUUUUGCGAUGUGUGGAGAACUUGACUGUAGUGCUGGAUCGCAUCAAGCAUCAUCCUGUCAACCGAAGGUCACUGAACGUACGGCUGAGUUGGGGAUUUUUCACGCUGGGACGGAUAAAAAUGGGACUGGCCAGAAUAGUAAUGAAGAAAAGAAAAAAAGCAUCAUCGACAUAGCUUCAUCUUAUUUAAAGAAUGAUAAAAGUAAAUAAAGUUGUACAAAAAUGUAAAAAAAUGCUUUGAACAAUUUCUCUGCUAUAUUGUUAUUUGACCGAUUUGCUCAAUAGAUAGAAAUACUGUACAGCCAGCUGACAGGUACACUGGCAGAUCUGUGAAACCGUUUCUACAAGCCAGUAACUUGAUGUUUCAUUAUCCUCAACCUCGUGCCGUCUGCAGAUCGUUGCUAUUUUUUCAGGUUGAAAGACAAAUCAAUUGGCUGUCGUUUGUCAUAUGCUUUCACGCCACGCUGGCACUUUCCCUCCAGUUGCCUUCAUUCUCUUCAUGUUGUUUACACUGGUGAGAGUCCAGCUCGAAUUGUCGGAAACGUGGAUUUAUGGACGUUUCUUCUCGAAGGGUCUGCUUUUUUCUGCCCUCACAAAGACUUCACUGGAGGUGAAAUUCAGUAAAUGUCAAUUGCACCAACUGUGCUUCUCAAGCUGCUUUUGUUUGGAUCCAGCAGGACCUGCCCUUGUCACCUCACACCCCUCUCUGAUCAGCUCAGCGGCACGCCGGCCGGCAGCAGCCGCUCCAGCGCUGCUAUGCAACUGGGCUAUUUUCUCAACCCAUUCGUCAUUUCUCUCUUGAGCUUUUAUACCAUCGAACCGACUGAACACGUAAUGAAGCACUGUUUGUUCUCUCUUUGCAAAAACACGAAAAACUUCUGAAUGUACAGAGAGGAAACUACCUGUGUCUGUCACAGUCUGUGCCAAACUGUGGGGGCUUCGAACCAGCAGAGAAGACGCAUCGGCCUGCCAGUGCAGUGUUUGCUCCUAUGAGCCGCAGUGCAAACACUUGGUUCGACCUGUGUAUGAUUAACCACGGUUUAAUGGCCAUCGUACGAGGGUUGGCUGUAAAUGGAGUCAUUUCUCCUGUUUGGAGAACCUCACAAGUGAGCUAAAUAGGAUUGUGCAUCUGGUGUAAUCUCUGAAAUAGCUUUUGCUUAAAUAUUGUGCCGUGUACUGUAUGUGUAAGAUAACUUUUUGAGUAGCUCUGUGAUAUUCUGUGUAACAGUAUUUUAUCAAAGGCUCUAUAAAUGUGAACAUGAUUGUAUUAAUAAUCUGUUAUGUAAGGUUUUUUAAGCAAUCUGCUGUUCAUAUAUAUAUAUAUAUAUAUAUAUAUAUAAACUUUUGUCAUGUUGAAUCUGCUUUGCUAAGUUAAGUAUAAUACAAAUCAUUGUGUAGAAACCUGAAGUAGUGCAUUUGAAAAUAUAAACAGAUUUUAACUGAUUUAUCUGAUUCUGAGGGAAAGUGAUUUUAAUGCCACACCGUGCACACAACAGAUCUGUUUUUGUGUCAUUGCUUGAGGUGAAUUUUUUUAAAUGUACACUUUAUUUAUUCUUUUCAGUCUUUCUUUUCAGGCUGUCAGCUUUAAAAUAAAGAGCCAGAGGAGAGCAGCUUUGCUGUUAGGGGUAUGAGCUGUCACAUGCUGUUCGUCUCAUGUGGUUUAUGUUCACGGUUCCUUUUUUUGUGCAAACAAAUCAAACAAAAUAAAAAGUGUACUACUGUGUGUUAUGUCAUAAAACACGCAAUGAGACCAAGUAACUGUUGAGGAUAAAAAUAAAAGU
Molecule: messenger RNA, 3198 nt
Organism: Cololabis saira (Pacific saury)
Lineage: Eukaryota; Metazoa; Chordata; Actinopteri; Beloniformes; Belonidae
Gene: oprm1
Product: opioid receptor, mu 1
Exons: 6
Coding region: 53-1252 (399 amino acids)
Biological process (GO): neuropeptide signaling pathway; G protein-coupled opioid receptor signaling pathway; sensory perception of pain
Cellular component (GO): membrane; neuron projection
Molecular function (GO): neuropeptide binding; beta-endorphin receptor activity; G-protein beta-subunit binding
Source: RefSeq, a predicted model, not a curated record